GUGAUACUGAGAAGAGGAGUGAGGAGAGUGAACCUGUAACUCAGUCUAACACACACACAGACAGACGGAGGGAACUUUACAGCAGCAACGGAAGCAGCAGAAGCGUGGUGUGGGACAGAGGGAGAUGUUGUCUGGCUGAGCUGGGACCUGUCCUCUCCUGUCUAUCUGAUGGAGAGCAGAGGGACGCAGCACAGUGAGCUGAUUCUUAGGUGUAUGGGGUCGAGGUGAAAGAGGAGUUUGCUGGGAAUCAUGUGAUUUGGACAGCGAUGUUUACCUGCAUCAUGUGACUUCACAGAGAAGAUUAUACUAUAGGGUCUCCAUUAUGGCAGUUGUGAUGUGUAUCUCUCUCUUCCUCUUCCUGCUCCUCCUCUUCCUCUCCCUCACUCCUCUCCUCCAUCUGCAUGCCUUCUCCCUGGCCACAGAGGGCGCCACAGAGGCACCACUUCACCCACACACAGACACACAGACAGAUGUACAGGUUUCACACAGCCCUUUAGGGCCCUCCUGGGCUCCGGUAGGCCUCAACGCUGGAGCCAGAAUGACCGACUCUCUCGGUUGGUUUCCAGGGCUGAGGGGCUCCACACUGGAACCUGAGGAAACUGAGAAACAUUACUACACAGACGAGUUUCAAGGAAUUAUCGGUGAAUACCCUGAUUUGCUGGAAAGCCCUGAGCAGUCACCUAAAACUGUCCCCAAAGAAACAGGGCUGGAGACAUUCAGAUUCACAGAGGCAGACAGUGUCACUGCAUGGAUGGAAAUCAAACCUCCAACUGGGACCUUAUUUAGGGAUGGACCACCAGACAGUAUCCAGGAUGGAGCUCCUGAAAACGAGCUAACAGAGAGCAACAUCAGGGGGAAGGCUGGAUCCCCACUAACUCCUUCACAGGAUGGACGGACUACUCAGAUACCUCUGUCACUCCCACAGAAUGGAGAUAGUAUUGGUAGACCAACACCCAUCCUUCUCUUUAGCUCCGACUAUACAGAGACCUUAGGCUUUAAUCCACUCACUACCUUACCAACCCCAGUGACCGCACAGCUAGGCUCCACUACUGACCCGGACCAAGACCAACCCAUAGCCCUGGCCACAAACAAAGGGUUGCUAGCUCUGGACCAACCAGCCACCCCACAAAGAGACAUGCUGGAGGGAGAUACCGUGAUGGAGACUGGAGACUUCUCAGAGUUGGAGGACUUCACAGAGAACCUCACAGAUACAGGAACAGACACAGGUGUAUCUCCAGAGGAGGUGUGGCCUAAGUCAGCCACCAAUGAGACACCUAUCCUCGACUGCAGCCUGGACACCAAGGCCACGCCCUGCAACACAAAUCAUUCCUGGAGCCCUGUUUACCCUGAUGACAUCAUCUCAAAUAAAUCCCAGCGCCCCAUUCUGUCUCUAACGCCUCCUCUCUUCGUGCCUCUGUAUUCUGAUUGGAACUCAGCUCUGGCCACCUGGGGCUUUGCCUGGGAGGUCCACAUCUAUGGUCUGGGAUCUGUGUUCGCUGCAUUAGGUCUGAUAUCUGUACUCUGCCUGUUAGGCCUGCCCCUGCGCUGCCCCCCGGGAAGCCCCUACUUCAGCCUGCUGCAUCUGUUCCUCCUGGCCACUGGAGGCACUAGAGCAUGCACUCUGCUGUAUGAUGCUUAUAGUCACCAGGACCGCCUGUCUGCUCUGGGCUCUCUCCUACUUUCUGAGCUACCCUUACCCUGCCUCACCUCUGCCUUCUCCCUCUGCUUCCUCCUCCUCUCCCUCCGCUCUCGCAUGCACCUCUCCCUCCCUUUUUCCCUCUCCAACUCGCUCCCUCUCUUGGCCCUGCCCCGGCCCUGUCUCUUGUUCUCCCUCUCGCUGUUGCACUUCGGGGCCUCCCUGGGCUCCAUAGCUCUCUUCCAUGUCUUCCCCAGCCUCCCUGUCCUCCUCCUACUCCCCCAGGGAGUGUUCAUCCUCCUCUGCCUCCUUCUCCCCUGCUCCUUCCUCCUCUUCUACUGCUUUGUACGACAAGACACCAAGCAUGUCCAACGGCUGAGUGAUGGUGAAGGAGAGGUAACAGGUUCCCCGGUGUUGGUGAGGCGGCCGUCCCGGUGCCCAUUCGCUGAGGCUGGGGAGUGGAGCAGGGCGGCAGGGGCUGGGGUGGGAGGGUCUCUGUGCCUGUUAGGCUGUGGGGGGCUCCAGAUGUAUGGGAUGUUACAUGCAAUGGGGUUUGGAGGGGUGAGUGCUGGGGCGGGGUUUCAGCCCUGGCCUUGGUGGGGCUACCAGCUGGGCUGCAGGCUCUGUGAGGUGGGGGUGUGUCUGUCCCUCUCAAUCAUCGGCACUCAUCCCCUCCUCUUCUGUUGCUCCAACUCUAACUCCUCCCCCUGGACUAAACCCAACUCCAACCCCCGUCCGGGGUCCUGGGCGCGGCUGCCCUGUGCCUCACCCUCAGGAGGGCCUAGCCACCCCCUUCCCCUCUCCACAGUCCUCCCCCCUCACUACCCCUGGUCACUGGGGCAGGAAGAGAAGCUGGUGGUGUGUGAUGUCAUUAGUAAGCGCCAGUCCGAAGCGUUCCCCCUUUACACACUAAUGGACCCCCCCUCAAACGGACUGAACCUGCAUCCUAACCCUAACACCCACCCUGGCCAGACCAGAACCUCCAGACACCCCCACCUCCCUGACCCUCCCAGCCCACCAUGGAUGCCUCAAGCUGGGGUUGCGUCCCAGGGCUCUUCCCAGGCUAGUCUAGUUCUGGACACUGACUCCACAAUGUACCUGCGCCCCCCCUCUCCAAUCGACCUGUCCCGGAGCAUAGACCAGGCCCUGUACAGCGAAACCCUGUUCCCCCACAGUCUCUUUAGUCCCCCCAGGCUGCUCCAUGCCUCCUCCAGCCUCUCCCUGAACUCCCCUGGCUCCCACCUCAGCCAGAGUGCCUCACAACCUGGACACAGCUCAGCCGACAGCUCCCUCUACCGGACCUCUUCCUGUGGAGAUGUGGAUAUGUCUCCUACACGGCCUCCCCAGCCAGGGUGCAUCCUCCCAGGCCACGGUGAUCCCAGCUCCCCCCCUGAGCGCUGGUGGAGAGGUAGUAACCACAGCUGCCUGUGCCAGGAGUCCCUGAGUGGGUCUUCCCAGGGUCUGUUCUCCAGCCCGGGGGCAGGAGGGGCGCGUUCGCAUCCCCACUCCACCAGAGGGCAGCUCCACUCCCAGAGCAGCCUGCCCAGGACGCUCCCCAACCUCUCCCACCACAGACGCUACCGCACCCUCAACUCCGCCUCGCAGGACAGCCAGGGGGAGGGGCAGCUGGAGGGCAGAGAGGACCUGAGUGAAAGCAGGUUGCUGGAACAGGAUCUGGCCAUACAAGCGGAGUUUGUCAACGUGUGCCGACAGAUCGAUGCUCUUAGCGUGUGCAGUGACACUAUUGACCUGUAG
Molecule: messenger RNA, 3391 nt
Organism: Coregonus clupeaformis (lake whitefish)
Lineage: Eukaryota; Metazoa; Chordata; Actinopteri; Salmoniformes; Salmonidae
Product: proline-rich transmembrane protein 4-like
Exons: 3
Coding region: 323-3391 (1022 amino acids)
Source: RefSeq, a predicted model, not a curated record